CUGCGAAGUGCAGAAGAAGCCAGUCAGAAGAAGAGAUGGGCCGAGGCCACUGACUCUGCUACAGAGGAAAAGCUCCAACAGAUGAAUAAAGAAAUUAAAGAGCAGGAGGUGCUCAUAAAAGGUUACCAGCAGGAGAACGAGAAGCUGUAUUUACAGAUGAAGGCUCAGCAGGCCAACAGUAAAGCCAACGAGGAGGCCAUGUUUGAUGAAAACCAGAGACUGCUAAAUGAGCUGGCUUUCACAAGGGAGCAGCUGAAUAAAACCUCUAGGCCUGUGGGAAACGUCUGCUUAUUGGAUCACACUCAACGCAUCACAGACUUGUUGGCUCAAAUAAAUACCUUUCAGAGAAAUGAGGCCAGGCUGUCUGAGGAUAUUCACAGACUGAAGCAAGAAAAGCAGGCUCUAGAUGUGGACCUUCAGCUAUUGAAGAAAGAGAGAGACCUAGCUAAAGCUCAAGCUGUGUCGGCCUCAGGAGACAAGACGUUUGAGAUUCGUGUCUUGGAGAACAAGCACAGAGAGGAAGUGGCGGCCCUGAAGAAGAAGCUGCAGUGGUUUGCUGAGAACCAGGAGCUGCUGGACAGAGAUGCUGGCAGACUGAAGGCUGCUACAGCUGAGAUUCACCGGCUCAAAGAGCAGGUAGAACACCUGAAAAUGGAUGUGGGCAAAAGAAGCAGUGAGCAGCAGAGAAAGGCCAGAGAGAAAACGGGGGACACUAAGAGGAUGCAGGACCUGGAGCGACAGGUGAAGGAGCUGGAGCAGAUAUUAAGAUGUAGAAACCCAAACUCCCUGCAAGCUCUGAUCUACGCUGCAGCCACAGCUGGGGGUCAAGAGGAUGUGGAGGCUGCCAAGAUCCCCGCCAGUGGGAUCAAUGCCCUGCUGGAGCGCAGGAUUCAGCGUCUGGAGGCUGAGCUAGAGAGUCAUGAUGAGGAGGCCAAGCGCAGCCUGCGGGCCAUGGAACAACAGUUCCACAGGAUCAAGCUUCGCUAUGAGCAGCAGAUCUCAGGACUGGAGCAGCAGCUGGAACAGAAACAUCAGCUGGAAACAACACACUCAGCAGCUGGGGCCGAGCCAUGGAUGUCGCAGGUUCGAGCACUGGAGGAGGAGCUGCAGCGUGUAAAGGAAACCCACCAGGACAAGGAAAAGUCCCUCCAGGACCAGAUUGAGUCUCUCCACCAGCAGCUCAAACACAAGGCUGGUGCUACCCAGGCCCAGCCAAGUCCAGGCCGACACCAGCGUCAAGCCGAGGAAGCAUUUGGUGUCCGGAUAGAACGGCUGAACCAAGAGCUCGCCACCAAGACAAGGACCAUUCAGGAGCUGAGCCGCACUGUGGAGAGACUGCAGAAGGAGAGGCGGAGCAUGUUGUCUGUCCCCAACCCACGACCAGAAACAUGUGCUACAGAGACCAAACGACAACCAGCCAAAACCGUCUGUUCUGCUACUACAGCGGAGACACGUGGAGGGGAAGAAACGUUUCCAGCUGCUCAUUAUGAGAAGACCUACCAGCCCACAGUCUUUACAGGCAGUCACAUCUCAGAAGUUCUGCAGGAGAACGAGGCUCUGAAGCAGCGUCUGGACCUGCUGGAGCUGCAGAGUGAGCAGGACAAGGAGGCGUUAAGGGCUGAUGCUGUACAAGCCGUGAAGGAGCUGUGCAGGCUAAAGGAGGACUCUGCAGAGCAGCUGUCCUCUUUGAAAGCAGAACACCUCAGGGUGUUAGACCAACUGCGUGCCACCCAUGCCCUGGAACACUCCUCCUCUAAGGUUGCUGAACUGGCCAAUAAGCUUAACACUCAGGAGUUGAUGGUGAAACAUUUGCAAGAGCAGCUGAAAGAGCUGCAGAGAGCUAAAGAAGAACUGAAGGUAUCCAGGACCCGAGAGGAUGUUCUGCAGAAGCAGCUGACCACACUGCUGAAAGAGCUAAAGGAAGCUACUGAUGCUCAGAGCCCAGAGGUGAAGCUCCUGUGUAGCCUCGAGAGGAAGAUCCUCAACAUGGAGCUCAGACACCAGCACAGAGAGAAGGAGCUGCAGCAGGUGAUUGGUGGGUCCUGGCAGACGCUAGAGGCUGAUCAGCAGUCAGAGGUGGAGCGCUGGAGGCGUCUGGCUCAGGACAAGAGCAGAGAGCUGGAGGCGUUCCGUCUGGAGCUGGACUCCAUCCUGGACAUCCUGAAACAUCUCCAAAGACAGGGAGUGGUCCUCCCCACUCUUAACUCCCCCAUCACAGCCCCCCUCACCCAGAGGAGUUAAUGCACAGACAAGGUUUGACCGACACGUCAGUGAACAGUAGUGCUGAUAAUUGUGCACUGAAGCCAAAGCUUGACACCAUAAGCAAUAAUGAAUAUCUCCACAUUAGACCGGGUUCAGGUGAAAGGACUCCCAGUGACGGCCAGUAUAAUAUUAGCAACCACAUGUCAGAGAUAGAUGAUGCUUCCUGGUCCACGUCAGCAGCUGCCUCAGCAUCAGCAACACUUCAUGUUAACACAUACAAACAGAAAUAAAGCAACAGCAUGCUCAGAAUCUCUUUGUACACAUCCUGCUCCUGCUCCUGAUGUUUGGCUGGAUAUUUUGUAGCUAGCUUCAAUUUUUGUAUUUAAGUUAUUGUAAGUUAUUUUAGGGGUAGUGAAAAAUAAAAGUCUUAACUGUGAUAA
Micropterus salmoides (largemouth bass) is the source of this 2642-nucleotide messenger RNA. RefSeq names its product centrosomal protein of 162 kDa-like. Gene Ontology annotation, cellular component: axonemal microtubule; centriole; centrosome. The record is from RefSeq and is a predicted model, not a curated record. Lineage: Eukaryota; Metazoa; Chordata; Actinopteri; Centrarchiformes; Centrarchidae. Gene Ontology annotation, biological process: cilium assembly.